Messenger RNA from Pundamilia nyererei, 1027 nucleotides. Its product is annotated as four and a half LIM domains protein 2-like. The transcript has 6 exons. Gene Ontology annotation, molecular function: transcription coregulator activity. Lineage: Eukaryota; Metazoa; Chordata; Actinopteri; Cichliformes; Cichlidae. The record is from RefSeq and is a predicted model, not a curated record. The coding region runs from base 116 to 955 and encodes 279 amino acids. Gene Ontology annotation, cellular component: nucleus; Z disc.
GGUCACAUCAUGCCUGGGCUGUAUAAAGGAGAUGGACCACAGCGCUCAGUAGACACCUCGGGUCCUCGACUGCUACCAAGCUGCCUUUCUGAGCAUAGGACUCAGAAGAGUCGCAAUGGGCGAGCGUUAUGAUUGCACAGAGUGUCAGGAGUCCCUGUACGGCCAUAAGUACAUCCUGAAGGAGGAAAAGCCCUACUGCAUCAAGUGCUAUGAGACACUAUUCUCCAACACUUGUGAAGUGUGCCAGAAGCUCAUCAGCUGCACAAGCAAGGAUCUGUCGUACAAGGAUCGCCACUGGCACAGCGACUGCUUCCUCUGCAACAAGUGCAGCCGGUCUCUGGUCGAUCGGCCCUUUGCCACCAAAAAUGAAGCGCUCAUGUGCAUCGAGUGCUACAGCAACGAGUACUCUGCCAAGUGCCACGCGUGUCUGAAGAACAUCAUGCCAGGCUCUAAAAAGAUGGAGCAUAAGGGCAACAGUUGGCAUGAGAGUUGCUUCACCUGCAACCGUUGCCAGCAGCCCAUUGGCACCAGGAGCUUUGUCCAGAAGGAUGCCAACAACUACUGUCUGCCCUGCUAUGAGAAGCAGUUUGCUCUGCAGUGCGUCCACUGCAAGAAGCCCAUCACCACUGGAGGUGUGAACUACCACGACCAGCCUUGGCAUAAGGAGUGCUUUGUUUGCAUCGGGUGCAAGCAGCAGCUGGCCGGCCAGAGGUUCACCUCUCGAGAUGAUUUUGCCUACUGCCUUGAUUGCUUUUGCAACCUGUUUGCUAAGAAAUGUGCUUACUGCACCACCCCAAUCAGCGGUCUUGGGGGGAGCAAAUACAUCUCUUUCGAGCAGCGCCAGUGGCACAACGAUUGCUUCAACUGCAAACGGUGCUGCGUGUCUCUGGUUGGUCGGGGUUUCCUGACGUGCAAAGACGACAUCCUGUGCCCCGACUGCGGCAAGGACAUCUGAGCGAAAUCCACCAGAAGACAACCCGAGCCGGAUUGGCUGCCUGUCGGCAUGCACAGCAGCAUUCACCUAACU